Molecule: messenger RNA, 1047 nt
Organism: Phasianus colchicus (ring-necked pheasant)
Lineage: Eukaryota; Metazoa; Chordata; Aves; Galliformes; Phasianidae
Source: RefSeq, a predicted model, not a curated record
CCACCCCCCUCCAAUUCCCCUCCUCUCCCUCCCCCUCCCGCCCCUCCCACCCCUCCGCUUUUCUCUCGGUCUCUUCCUACCCCGACGCCGUUUCCUCCACCCGCGCGUGCCCGGCGCGCGUCCCCGUGGAGCGCGUCCCCGCCUCGCUGACCGUCAUGCCGGGGAAGCACGUGACCCUCCGCUGCCCGCACGGCCGACCCGGCGCCAACGUCACGUGGUUCCGCCUGGCCUGCCCGCGCCCCGGCUGCUCCGUGACCCCCAUCGAAGGGACGGAACGGGAGGGGACGGAGAUGGCGGCGAACGGAACCGAACUGGUGCUGAACGGAACGGGGAGGAACUGGGCCGGGAUUUUUUAUUGCCGCGUUCGGGACGGGACGGCGGAGGGAGCGUCGUGUGGGACCUUCGUGCGCGUGCGCGAGUCGGAGCCGGCGCCGUUCCUGGCGCUGUCGGAGGGGACGAAGAACCGCCUGAUGGUGGCUGAGGGAGCCCUGCUGCUGCUGUGCGCCGCGGGGCCCGGGAUGCUGCUGCUGCUCAGGAAGCGCUGGGCCAACGAGCGGCUGCUGCAGGGCAAGAAGAGCCUGGGGGAGGAGGAGAACCUGUAUGAGGGGCUGGACCUGACGCAGUGCUCCAUGUACGAGGACAUCUCCCACCGCCCCCAGCCCACCUACCAGGACGUGGGGACGGCGGGGGGCGGCGGCGCGGGGCUGGAGAAGCCGUGAGGGCGGUGGCGGCACGGCGGGGGGACGUGGUGUGACGUCACGGGGCGGCGUGGCGGGGACAUUAUGGGAUGUCGUGGGGAGGAAAUAGGGGCAUCGUGUGUGGGACAUCGUGGGGACGUCGUGGGAUGUCAUGUGGCACCAUGAGGAUGUUAUGGGGACACCAUGGGGACAUCUGUCACCUUUUCGGAUCUGCCACCUUUGGGGGUUUGUCACCUCUUAGGAUCUGUACCUUUUGGGGUUUGUCACCUUUUGGGGUUUGGUACCUUUAGGGUUUGUUUAGGAUUUGUCACCUUUAGGAUCUGUCGUCCAAUAAAGAGUGCUGUGCUGA